Dufourea novaeangliae is the source of this 1837-nucleotide messenger RNA. RefSeq lists its product as uncharacterized. The transcript is spliced from 8 exons. NCBI's taxonomy places the organism in Eukaryota, Metazoa, Arthropoda, Insecta, Hymenoptera, Halictidae. Gene Ontology annotation, cellular component: lysosome. The coding region runs from base 309 to 1637 and encodes 442 amino acids. The record is from RefSeq and is a predicted model, not a curated record. Gene Ontology annotation, molecular function: cysteine-type peptidase activity. Gene Ontology annotation, biological process: proteolysis.
CUUUGCGCAUUCUAAUCUUUGCCUCGAUCGAGAAUCAAUCGGUGACAUCAAAAACACGUCGUUUCCUUGGUCCAGAAUAUUUCCACCUUCUUACCAGACGGAAUCCUCUCGUUGAAUCGAUCCCUUAAUUUUCCUAAUUCCUUCGUUCGGAACGUCUAAACGACAUUUCAUGAAGAUCACCUGAAAAUUCUUCGACGCAGAACUCUGCUAAUGUAUACACGGCUGAUGGUGUAGCGGACUGUAGCGGAUACUCAUUGAAGAGACUAGCCUCCUUGUUCGGGACCACGAGACCCCAAAAGCCUCGUAACAUGCGUUCGUACCACGGUUUGGCAUGCCUGGUGUUCGUUCUUUCGUUGUCGAACGUGGGUGGCAUCAGACCGGACUUCUCGGGGCUGUCGCCUGGUCCGUAUUGCUCCGCGAAGUAUCCGUCUCGUGCGUGCUGCACGGGACGCCAGGACGAAUGCAGCGCGCCGAUCCUAACAACAAUGUGCUACUGCGACGAUUUUUGCGAUCGUAACAGAGAAGGCGACUGCUGCCCGGAUUAUUGGAGCCAUUGCAAGGGGAUGGAGCCCGAACCCACGUCGCGGCCAGACGAAAUACGACGAUGCUACUAUCGAGGAAAGAAUUACAACCACGGGCAAACGUUCAAAGAGAACUGCAACGUAUGUAAAUGUUCGGCGGUGGGCAGACGAGCGGAGGUGUUAUGCGAGGUGAAUCGUUGCCUGCAAGAACCAGAUCUGAUCGAGGAAAUCAAACUGGAGAGUCCGAGACUGGGCUGGAGGGCGAGAAAUUACACGGAAUUUGCCGGUAGAACGCUAAAGGAGGGUGUACAACUUCGUCUGGGCACCCUGAAUCCGUUACGAUCGGUCCACAAGAUGAACUCCGUACGACGGAUAUACGAUCUGGAAUCGCUACCACGUGAAUUCGACGCGAGAACACGUUGGCCCCGCGAUAUAUCAGGCGUGGACGAUCAAGGAUGGUGCGGCGCGUCUUGGGCGAUCUCCAGCGCCCGUGUCGCAUCCGACAGAUUCUCGAUCAUGAGCAAAGGUGCCGACAGCGUGGAUCUGAGCGCGCAACACUUGCUGUCCUGCAACAACAGAGGCCAGCAGGGCUGCAGCGGCGGCUACUUGGAUCGAGCCUGGAUGUUUAUCAGAAAAUUCGGCUUGGUGGACGAAGAGUGCUACCCGUGGUUGGAUUCAGAGGGACAUUGCAAAAUACGGAAGAGAACCGACUUGAUAGGCGCUGGUUGUUCCCCUCCGUUGAACCCGCUUCGAAAGGGAUUGUACAAGGUCGGGCCGGCGUAUCGUUUGGGUAACGAGACCGACAUCAUGCAGGAGAUCCUAACCUCAGGUCCUGUGCAAGCCACUAUGAGGGUGUACCAGGACCUGUUCUCGUACGAGUCAGGUGUGUACAGACACUUGGAAAGCGCGGAGCUGCACGACUCUGGGUAUCAUUCGGUAAGGAUAAUCGGAUGGGGCGAAGAAUCGUCGCGGCAUUAUCCGUCGGUGAAAUACUGGCUGGUGGUGAACUCGUGGGGUCGACAAUGGGGCGAGGACGGCCUGUUUCGUAUCCAAAAGGGCACGAACGAGUGCGAGAUUGAGUCGUUCGUUUUGGGCGUGUGGGCGAAAACGGUCUAGCACUCGACUAAGUUCUCGCUUCUAGGUGUCUGGAGUGCGUCGCAAGUGUGUCAACGGUAUCGAAACUUUACGUUCACCAUAAACGGGAAAUCACGCGGACAGACAGCAGUGCAUUUAUCGAAUUUCCGUUACGUCCGUCGGCGACGAUCGGCCCUGUACACUAUAUGUCGGAACGGUCGGAAAUUUGUUUGCAGACGGUU